AUGGCUGCGCGCCGGCUCGCGCUCGGGGGCCUGCUCGCGGCUGCCCGUUCCCGGCCACCGCCCCUGGCCCGCCGCCUGCCGCCCGCGCGCCGCCCCGCCUCGGCCGCCGCCCGCGGUCCCGCCAUGGAGCCGGCGCCCCGCUGGCUGGCGGGGCUGCGCUUCGACAACCGCGCCCUGCGCGCGCUGCCCGUGGAGACGCCGCCGCCCGACCCCGAGGGCGCCCCGUCCACGCCGCGGCCGGUGCCCGGGGCCUGCUUCAGCCGCGUGCGGCCCGCGCCCCUGCGCCAGCCGCGCCUCGUGGCGCUGUCGGAGCCCGCGCUGGCGCUGCUGGGCCUGGGAGCGCCGCCCGCCGCCGCCGCCGCCCGCGAGGCGCGCGAGGCCGAGGCCGCGCUCUUCUUCAGCGGGAACGCGCUGCUGCCGGGCGCCGAGCCCGCCGCGCACUGCUACUGCGGCCACCAGUUCGGCCAGUUCGCUGGGCAGCUGGGCGACGGCGCCGCCAUGUACCUGGGCGAGGUGUGCACAGCGGCCGGCGAGCGCUGGGAGCUGCAGCUCAAGGGCGCCGGCCCCACGCCCUUCUCCAGACAGGCUGAUGGUCGCAAAGUGCUGCGGUCAAGCAUCCGAGAGUUCCUGUGCAGCGAAGCCAUGUUCCACCUGGGGAUCCCCACCACGAGGGCCGGGGCCUGCGUCACAUCCCAGUCCACAGUCAUUCGAGACGUGUUCUAUGAUGGUAAUCCAAAAUAUGAAAAAUGCACAGUUGUGUUGCGUAUAGCUUCCACUUUUCUAAGGUUCGGCUCCUUUGAGAUUUUUAAGUCUGCAGAUGAGCACACAGGCCGUGCAGGCCCCAGCGUGGGGAGAAAUGACAUCCGGGUGCAGAUGCUUGACUAUGUGAUUGGCAGUUUUUACCCCGAAAUCCAGGCCUCUCAUGGCAGUGACACUGUGCAGAGGAAUGCGGCCUUCUUCCGGGAGGUGACGCGUCGCACAGCCCGGAUGGUGGCCGAGUGGCAGUGUGUCGGCUUCUGCCACGGCGUGCUCAACACAGACAACAUGAGCAUCGUGGGGCUUACCAUCGACUACGGGCCCUUCGGCUUCCUGGAUAGGUACGACCCCGACCACGUGUGCAAUGCCUCCGACAGCGCUGGGCGCUAUGCAUACAGCAAGCAGCCUGAGGUGUGCAAGUGGAACCUGCAGAAGCUGGCCGAGGCCCUGGAGCCCGAGCUGCCCCGAGAGCUGGGUGAGGCCAUCCUAGCGGAGGAAUUUGAUGCUGAGUUCCACAGGCACUACCUGCAGAAGAUGCGCAAGAAGCUGGGCCUGGUGGGGGCCGAGCGGGAGGAGGAUGGAGUGCUGGUGGCCAAGCUCCUGGAGACCAUGCACCUGACUGGUGCUGACUUCACAAACACCUUCUACUUGCUGAGCUCCUUCCCCGUGGGGCCUGAGUCUCUGGGCCUGACCGAGUUCCUGGCUGCACUGACCACACAGUGUGCCUCCCUGGAGGAGCUGAGGCUGGCCUUCCGACCCCAGAUGGAUCCCCGGCAGCUCUCCAUGAUGCUGAUGCUGGCGCAGUCGAACCCACAGCUCUUCGCGCUCAUUGGCACCCAGGCAAACGUCACAAAGGAGCUGGAGCGUGUGGAGCAGCAGUCGCGGCUGGAGCAGCUGAGCCCAGCUGAGCUGCUGAGCAGGAACAGGGGCCACUGGGCUGAUUGGCUGCAGGAGUACAGAGCCCGGCUGGAGGAGGACAGGGAGGGUGCUGGCGACCCUGACACCUGGCAGGCUGAGCGCGUGCACAUCAUGCAUGCCAACAACCCCAAGUACGUGCUGAGGAACUACAUCGCGCAGACUGCCAUAGAGGCUGCCGAGACUGGAGACUUCUCAGAGGUGCGGAGAGUGCUGAAGCUGCUGGAGGACCCUUACCACAGGGAGGGGGAGGCUGCUGAGGUCCCCGAGGCUGCAGAGCCUGAGGGGGCUGGUGAGGGGGCCAGCAGGGCGGCCGGCAGGCGGCGCUCCUACAGCAGCAAGCCCCCACUCUGGGCUGCAGAACUGUGUGUAACAUGAUCCUCGUAACUGCCUGGGAGGCCUCCACACCAGGAGGGUCCCAAGGCCCUGAGUCCUGCUGAGUCCGUGAGGCGGUGCCCAGCAGUGGACAACCCCACACGCCCGUCUCUCCAUGACGGCAGAGAUGUCCAGUCAGGCCCUGACCUGUCUCUGUCUGACAGCAACUCAGCAGCACAGCCCCAGGUCAACACGCUCCCUGUGGAAAGCUGCUUCUGCAAGAACAGGCACCCAGCAGGACCGCGUGGGGGGACAUGGCAGCCCCCAUCCACCUUUCCAGCCGGGGGGGGG
Molecule: messenger RNA, 2337 nt
Organism: Diceros bicornis minor
Lineage: Eukaryota; Metazoa; Chordata; Mammalia; Perissodactyla; Rhinocerotidae
Gene: SELENOO
Product: selenoprotein O
Exons: 9
Source: RefSeq, a predicted model, not a curated record